This is a messenger RNA of Alosa sapidissima (American shad), 1787 nucleotides long. RefSeq names its product tRNA selenocysteine 1 associated protein 1b (gene trnau1apb). The transcript is spliced from 9 exons. The coding region runs from base 134 to 1096 and encodes 320 amino acids. Gene Ontology annotation, molecular function: RNA binding. NCBI's taxonomy places the organism in Eukaryota, Metazoa, Chordata, Actinopteri, Clupeiformes, Clupeidae. The record is from RefSeq and is a predicted model, not a curated record.
ACUUGCAGUAGGGAGUCGAGGAAGUAACGUGAACAAGGCUAGGCCAGGUGGCGUUGUGGCGUGUGUAUUGCAAGUGUGCCGGGCAAAAAAACUGAAUAACUCGUAAUUUGUCGAGUCCACAGUCAGUACCACGAUGUUUAAUCGGAUGACAAGUCUUUGGAUGGGUGAUUUAGACCCAUACAUGGAUGAAAAUUUCAUCAAGCAGGCAUUCAGUAACAUGGGAGAGACAGCAUAUGGGGUCAAAAUUAUAACACACAGGGUCACUGGAGGAUCAGCAGGAUACUGCUUUGUGGAGCUUGCAGAUGAAGCAAGUGUAGACCGCUGUGUACACAGACUCAACGGGAAGCUGGUUCCUGGUUCGAAUCCUCCCAGAAAGUUUAAGCUGAACUAUGCUACCUAUGGGAAGAGGCCAGAGCCAGGCCCUGAAUUCUCAGUGUUUGUUGGGGACCUCACCUCUGAAGUCGACGACUACCAGCUUCACCAGUUUUUCUUGAAGAAGUACACAUCAUGCAAAGGGGCCAAAGUCGUCACUGACCCGUAUGGGAACUCGAGAGGCUACGGUUUUGUGAAGUUUGGCGAUGAGAGCGAGCAGAAGAAAGCCCUGGAGGAGUUUCAGAAUGCCUCUGGACUGGGAGGAAAGCCCAUCAGGAUAAGCAUCGCUGUCAACAAGAGCAACAAGUCCAGCAACUAUCACAAUCAAAAUCAUAACUACAACAACUACCAGCAACAGUACUAUCAGCAGCCCUACCAGAACUACUACCCACAGUGGGGCUACGAUCAGUACAACAGCUAUGGAAACUAUGGCUACAACCCUUAUGGCAACCCUCCACCAAUGCCACCGCAUGGGAUGAUGCCUCCUCCGCCCAUGGGAAUGCCCCCUAUGCCCCCAGACAUGCAGCCUCCCGCAGAGCAGUCACAGGAAUCCAUAGACGAAGGUGAAGAGGAUAAUGCCGAGGACCCCAACCCCCAGAUGGAUGUGGACACUCUGAAUCGGCAGUUCAUGGAGCGCAGCGAGGAGCUCUAUGACUCUCUGAUGAGCUGCCAUUGGCAGCCCCUGGACAACAUCACGUCCGAGAUCCCGGCAGCCAGCUCAUGAUGUGUCCCCUGUACUAUAGCCUCUGUCCUGAAACCGGUGCCGCUCUUUUUAUCAAUCAUCCCUUUUUAAAUGCAACCGAGCACGGCACACUUUCCAAACAAUAUCCAGUUUUUUUUUUAUUAUUAUUAUUAUUAUUAUUAUUAUUUGGAUUGAGCAUCAAACAUCAACAUGUUUGUGAGCAUAUUCUAGCCCUGAGUAAUGUAUGUAAAGUUUUCUUUAUUCUUUUUCUUGAUGUAGAUCAGAAAUGGCCUGAUUUUGGUUGCCCCCAAUGCAGUGCAAACAUCAGUGGUUUAUCUUUUUUUUUUCUGUGUGUAAUAUUUUUUAUUUCCUUCAGAGAAGACAAAUAUGGUAAUUUGAUGUAAUUUUUGAGAUACACAAGCAUGUCUUUUGUGACUGGAGUAUUGUGAUAGACAUACAGUGGAUUUAGCUGUAAAGACAUUCUUUGCCUUUCAUGAUGUAAGUGGUAAUGUCUGGCUGAUAUUUUAUAUUUAUACGACCAACAUUUGGACAUAAAUGUGAAAUGUCAGACAGCCCAAAUCUUGCUUAUGUGUUCCCUCCCCCUUAAAACAUUCUUUUUUCCUCAUGAAGUCAUGCUGUUUUGUGUUAUUUUUAUUGCAUUUUGAAGAUAUUUUUGUAAUAAAAUUCAAACAUUGAUUGGUGAAUAACAUUAUUAAAAACACUUUCAUAUUCA